Armigeres subalbatus is the source of this 546-nucleotide messenger RNA. RefSeq names its product vitelline membrane protein 15a-1-like. The coding region runs from base 52 to 423 and encodes 123 amino acids. The transcript has a single exon. The record is from RefSeq and is a predicted model, not a curated record. NCBI's taxonomy places the organism in Eukaryota, Metazoa, Arthropoda, Insecta, Diptera, Culicidae.
AGUGCAUUACCUGUUCCACCAAGGAAAUCAUCCGACUUCAACGAACGCACCAUGAACAAGUUCAUCAUUUUCGCUUUCGUCGCUCUGGCCGUCGGCACAACCCUGGCUGACUACGCCAAACCAGCACCGGCAUACCACGCUCCGGCCCCAGCCCAUCACGCCCCGGCUCCAGCUUACCACGCCCCGGCUCCGGCACACCACGGCCAUGCCCACGCCGCCCCAGCUGUGGUCCACACCUACCCGGUGCACGCUCCCCACGCCAAGUGCGGUGCCAAUCUGCUGGUCGGAUGCGCCCCAAGCGUCGCCCACGUUCCGUGCGUCCCAGUGCAUCCCGCACCAGCCCACGGACACGGAUACGGACACGCUCCAGCUCCCCACUACCGUGCCCCAGAAUCCGACUCUUUCGAUCAGUUCGAGGAAUAAGCUCCCCCGCGGAGUGGCUCCUAGGAGAACCUGUAAGACUGAAGCCACAGCAGAAGCAGCGGCAGCGGAAAACAACUCGACCCGGCGCCUCACACCAACCACGAGCCACGGAUCGCGUUAAGG